This is a messenger RNA of Psammomys obesus (fat sand rat), 2104 nucleotides long. It is a transcript of the gene Tmem115, whose product is annotated as transmembrane protein 115. The transcript is spliced from 2 exons. The record is from RefSeq and is a predicted model, not a curated record. Gene Ontology annotation, biological process: retrograde vesicle-mediated transport, Golgi to endoplasmic reticulum. NCBI's taxonomy places the organism in Eukaryota, Metazoa, Chordata, Mammalia, Rodentia, Muridae. Gene Ontology annotation, cellular component: Golgi apparatus; membrane. The coding region runs from base 452 to 1507 and encodes 351 amino acids.
GCCGCGGCCGCCGGCGGGGGCGCGCAGGCGCGGCGCUCCUGUUUGUCGGCCCCGGAGAAGGGAGGAGGUACCGUCAAGUCAAAACGCUAGCCCAGCCGGAGCUAAACGGGCUUGACUUGGGGCCGGGACAAGGCACCAGUCCCCCACAGAUCGCACAGUCUCAGAGCGGAUGGAAGAAGCCCAGCCUUGAGAUCAAUACUAGCCUGGUCAGCCUGGCCGCUGGGCCUACGGAGCCGGCAGGCAGGCGUGCCCCAGACACCCAGGGCCUAACGUCGGGUCCCCGACAAGGGGCAUAGGCUGGCAGCAAGACCGGAACCGGAGCCUUCCCAAGGAACAGAGGCCAGUGAGUAACCGGGCUCGGGCCUCCCGUCGGGGCCGCACUGGAACGAGGCCCCGGGGAGGCCCCUAGGCCACUUCCUCACCUUCCCUCAAGCCGACGUCCACCGGGAAGAUGCAACGCGCCCUACCCGGUGCCCGCCAGCAUCUGGGGGCCGUCCUGGCCAGCGCCAGCGUGGUGGUGAAGACACUGUGCGCCGUGGUACUAUUUCUCUAUCUGCUUUCCUUCGCCGUGGACACGGGCUGCCUGGCGGUCACACCAGGCUACCUCUUUCCACCCAACUUCUGGAUCUGGACCCUGGCCACUCAUGGGCUCAUGGAACAGCACGUGUGGGACGUGGCCAUCAGCCUGGCCACGGUAGUGGUGGCCGGGCGAUUACUGGAGCCCCUCUGGGGAGCCUUGGAGCUGCUCAUCUUCUUCUCGGUGGUGAAUGUGUCCGUGGGGCUUCUGGGGGCCUUCGCCUACCUCCUCACCUACAUGGCUUCCUUCAACUUGGUCUACCUGUUCACUAUACGUAUCCACGGCGCCCUGGGCUUCCUAGGUGGUGUCCUGGUGGCCCUCAAGCAAACUAUGGGAGACUGUGUGGUUCUUCGAGUGCCCCAGGUCCGCGUUAGCGUAGUUCCCAUGCUAUUGCUGGCCUUGCUGCUGCUGCUUCGGUUGGCCACGCUGCUCCAGAGCCCGGCACUGGCUUCCUAUGGCUUUGGGCUGCUAUCCAGUUGGAUAUAUCUUCGCUUCUAUCAGCGCCACAGCCGGGGCCGAGGGGACAUGGCUGAUCAUUUUGCUUUUGCCACCUUCUUCCCGGAGAUCCUGCAGCCAGUCGUGGGGCUGCUGGCGAACUUGGUGCAUGGCCUCCUGGUGAAAGUGAAGAUAUGCCAGAAGACGGUGAAGCGCUAUGAUGUGGGAGCGCCAUCCUCCAUCACCAUCAGCCUCCCGGGCACAGACCCUCAAGAUGCAGAGCGGAGAAGACAACUGGCCCUAAAGGCUCUUAAUGAACGGCUGAAGAGAGUGGAGGACCAGUCAGUGUGGCCCAGCAUGGAUGAUGACGAAGAGGAAACUGGGGCGAAAAAGGACAGUCCUCUGCCCUCAGAAAAACCUUCCACGCCACCAGGGAAGGGGACUGCCCCAGAAUCCAGCCUCAUCACCUUCGAGGCAGCUCCUCCCAAACUUUAACUCCAGACCACGUUGAGCAUAGCUCCUCUGCUCCCGUGCCCUCCCUGGUUUCUCAGCUACUCCAGGGCACUGACUGCGCUGAGGAGAGGGAAGAGGCCUGCUGGGGGUUUCUUUGGCCUUCUGCUAUCAUUUCUCGCCAACACUACACAGGACCCUUGCUACCUGGUUCCAACUCCAGACAACCAAAAUGCCAGGUAUGGGGCCUCUGAACAUCAGCCAGUCCAGACCCCCAUUUGCGGUAAGACUGUGAAGGAACAGUUCCUCACCAAGGAAGCGGCCACAGGGACACUGGUGCCACAGCUCCUGGGCCAGCCCUCACAUCUGAAACUGGUUGCCAACAGCCCUGAGCCAAGGCAAGGAUUUAUAUUUGCCAAAAAUGUUCUGGGGCCCCAACCAGUGCGGGUCUGCGAAUCCGUGCCCACCCCAGGCCGUGUUCACGUCAGGGUUCCUUGUGCCCUUCUACUGUGGCAGUGAUGACCGUGCCUCGCUGAGCUACCACGGCCCCCAGGUAUUUUCUACAGGAUCACCUACGUGGCAGCCCAGCCUCACAGUAUCAAUAAAGCCGUUCUUUGAGGUGUGGCUGUGGGCUCCAUCAGA